AUGGCUGUGGCAGUGCUGGCCGCUGCACGCCGCGUCGUGCUCGAGGCCAGGAUGUCAGGGGCCACGCCACGUUGUGUGACGGGACUCAGGGUGAACCCAAGGCACCCAUCGUGGAGCCACAUCCACCCUCAUGACGACUGCGUGGCCGACUCAUCACCCUCUGUUCACGCGUGUCACGCGUCGGCCGUAGGACCCGUCCCUGCGCACCGCUUCGCCCGGGACUGCCGCGUCGCUCACAGAAGCGCAGGUCACAAGGCACGGAUCUCACCCGGACGCUGCCAGCCUCCCCUCGGGGACCGGCACUUCCUGCGAGAUGCAGCUCACCCGCAGAUGGUGCCGCGUCCCUGGGCCACGGGGGUCUGGCAGGACGCGAGGACGGUGGCCGCCGUGUACACAGCGGCCCCGCAGGCACCCGCAGACACUCUGAGUGACCUCAGCUCAGACUACAGGGGUCGCUCCCCAGCUGCCACUCCCCGCGCCGCGGCCCAGCCAGAGACGGGGACCCAGGCACAGCCGGGCAGGACAGUGAGUGUGCGGCGCUUGUGGCAGCUCCGAGAGCCCCCGAGCCCUCCCGUCCCCGGCGUGGGGAUCGCAGACCCCACCUUGCAGCUGGGGGUGCUGGGCUCUCUGUCCCCCAAACUGGCACGCCAAGGAGCCACGUCCUCCGUGUCAGGUGUCCGGCACACGUGUCCACCCCGUGCCGCUGACGGCCGAGAGCCGGCGCUGCGACCCGAGUCCGGCCGGACGCCGGGGGCCAUGGCGCGGCUCCCCGAGCCCGCGGGCGGCCGGCGCGUGGUCAUCAUCAACGUGGGCGGCUGCAGGGUGCGCCUGGCCUGGGCGGCGCUGGCGCGCUGUCCCCUCGCGCGCCUGGAGCGCCUGCGGGCCUGCCGCGGCCGCGACGAGGUCCUGCGCGUCUGCGACGACUACGACGCCGGCCGUGACGAGUUCUUCUUCGACCGCAGCCCGUGCGCCUUCCGCGCCAUCGUGGCGCUGCUGCGGGCCGGCAAGCUGCGGCUGUUGCGCGGCCCCUGCGCGCUGGCCUUCCGCGACGAGCUGGCCUACUGGGGCAUCGACGAGGCCCGGCUGGAGCGCUGCUGCCUGCGCCGUCUGCGCCGCCGCGAGGAGGAGGCGGCCGAGGCGCGCGCGGGGCCGCCGGGGAGCGCGGGGGACGCGGGGCCACACCGGCGCCUGCGGGACCUCCUGGACGACCCGCGCUCCGGACCCGCCAGCAAGCUCUUCGCCUGCGUGUCCGUCGCCUUCGUGGCUGCCACGGCGGUCGGCCUCUGCCUGAGCACCAUGCCGGACAUCCGCGCGGAGGAGGAGCGGGGCGAGUGCUCCCCCAAGUGCCGCAGCCUCUUCGUGCUGGAGACGGUGUGCGUGGCCUGGUUCUCCUUCGAGUUCCUGCUGCGCUCGCUGCGCGCCGAGAGCAAGUGCGCCUUCCUGCGGACGCCGCUCAACGUCAUCGACAUCCUGGCCAUCCUGCCCUUCUACGUGUCGCUGCUCGCGGGGCUGGCGGCGGGGGGCGCGGGCGCGGGGGGCGCGGGGGGCGCGGCGCUGCUGGAGCGCGCGGGGCUGGCGCUGCGGCUGCUGCGGGCGCUGCGCGUCCUCUACGUGAUGCGCCUGGCGCGCCACUCGCUGGGGCUGCGCUCGCUCGGCCUGACCGUGCGCCGCUGCGCGCGCGAGUUCGGGCUGCUGCUGCUCUUCCUCUGCGUGGCCACCGCGCUCUGCGCCCCGCUGGUGCACCUGGCCGAGCACGAGCUGGGCGCGCGCCGCGACUUCUCCAGCGUGCCCGCCUGCUACUGGUGGGCCGUCAUCUCCAUGACCACCGUGGGCUACGGCGACAUGGUGCCGCGCAGCCUGCCCGGGCAGGUGGUGGCGCUCGGCAGCAUCCUCAGCGGCAUCCUGCUCGUGGCCUUCCCGGUCACGUCCAUCUUCCACACCUUCUCGCGCUCUUACUCCGAGCUCAAGGAGCAGCAGCAGCGGCACGCCGCCAGCCCCGAACCGGCCCUGCACGAGGACCGCGCGCGCUCCGCCCCGGCCACCGAGGACGGCCUGCAGGGGCCCGCCACAGCCGCCCAAGCUAGGGUCCCCGCGCCGGGGGGUGGCCGCGACUGUGGCCCCCAAGAGGCCGCUCUUCCUGAGCUUCCUCAGGAAUAG
Messenger RNA from Neogale vison (American mink), 2157 nucleotides. It is a transcript of the gene KCNG2, whose product is annotated as potassium voltage-gated channel modifier subfamily G member 2. Gene Ontology annotation, molecular function: voltage-gated potassium channel activity; protein binding. Gene Ontology annotation, biological process: protein homooligomerization; potassium ion transmembrane transport. Gene Ontology annotation, cellular component: membrane; voltage-gated potassium channel complex. The transcript has 8 exons. Lineage: Eukaryota; Metazoa; Chordata; Mammalia; Carnivora; Mustelidae. The record is from RefSeq and is a predicted model, not a curated record. The coding region runs from base 1 to 2157 and encodes 718 amino acids.